Zea mays is the source of this 675-nucleotide messenger RNA. RefSeq names its product callose synthase 9. The record is from RefSeq and is a predicted model, not a curated record. The transcript has 6 exons. Gene Ontology annotation, molecular function: 1,3-beta-D-glucan synthase activity. Gene Ontology annotation, cellular component: 1,3-beta-D-glucan synthase complex; plasma membrane. Lineage: Eukaryota; Viridiplantae; Streptophyta; Magnoliopsida; Poales; Poaceae. Gene Ontology annotation, biological process: (1->3)-beta-D-glucan biosynthetic process. Bases 16 to 660 code for a protein of 214 amino acids.
UGCUGGCUAGAUAACAUGUUGGAAACCGUAACCCGAAAACAAGGGUGGAAAGAAUUUAUGGUGGUAUCCGAGACAGCAUUUCGAAGCGGACCAUUCAAAGUGAUCUUCAAUUCAAAAAAACUGCUUAAUGUUAUUGCCAAGCUUGUUGUUGUAUUGGGAAUACUGCGAGGUACGACGGAGUCCAGUGAUUUGAAAAAAGGUUUGGUUAAUGCUAUUCAAGACCUAUAUGAUGUUGUUCAUCAUGAAGCGUUUUCGGUUGAUAUGAGUGGCCACAUUGAAGACUGGGAUCAAAUUAAUUUAGCAAGGGCUGAAGGUCGCCUCUUCAAUAAACUCAAGUGGCCAAAUUAUCCCAAAUUGAAAGACUUGAUCAAGAGAUUGUAUUCACUUCUGACAAUUAAAGAAUCUGUUGCAACUGUCCCUAAAAAUUUAGAAGGAAGGCGAAGACUUCAGUUCUUUACGAACUCACUGUUCAUGGAAAUGCCUGUUGCACGGCUUGUUUCGGAAAUGGUCUCCUUUAGUGUGUUUACUCCAUAUUACUCUGAGAUUGUACUCUACAACAUGGCUGAACUUCAGAAGAAAAACGAAGAUGGUAUAACUACACUGUUUUAUCUCCAGAAGAUUUACCCAGGUCUGGGCUUUACUUCUUUCCGUUUUCCAUGAGCGCUGAAAGGAAUA